Molecule: messenger RNA, 1368 nt
Organism: Chaetomium strumarium
Lineage: Eukaryota; Fungi; Ascomycota; Sordariomycetes; Sordariales; Chaetomiaceae
Product: peptidase family C78-domain-containing protein
Exons: 7
Coding region: 1-1368 (455 amino acids)
Source: RefSeq, a predicted model, not a curated record
AUGGGCGAGGGCAAACCGUUGGUUUGCCCGUUUUGUGGCUGGACCAAUGAAGCAGGCGAAUAUGAAAUGCUACUGCACAUGGAAACAUUGCACGCCGAAGGGGAAUCGCCAUGCGUUGUGAAGGAAGAUUGGUCACCAGCCAGCAUCGACACUCCCGAGGACACCCCGUAUACCGAAUGUCCCGUUGACGGCUGCGGUGAGCUUCUUCCGCUUCAGGAGCUAGAAUACCACAUGGAGCUGCACGCCGAAGAGUCUAGCGAUGACCUCCAAGACGAAUCUGCGCCGUCGACAGAACCACACGCAACAACAAAGGAAGCGGAGCUUUUGUCAUCUGGGCCGUCAAGGGCUCGUCGCGAGGCAGAAGGAAACCGAGAGCCCAACCAUAGCUCCACGAGCGAGCGCCAGGCUAAAGCCAUCUCCUCUUGGCGGCAGCUGCUUAGGAUGCCCGGCGCCUUGACCGUCAAUGUGUUUCUGCCUAAGUCGCUCACACGAGAUGGAAAGCAGGCUGGCGUCGGAUCUAAUACCCGUUCGUUUACCCGUGGCAGGCGCCUAGGUAGGGCACAGCUGGGAAAAUACGCACACGAGGAGCGCAUGCCGGACUCGCUAGUCAACCUGCUGAGGAAAAAGGGCCAAGUCACGGCGCAAGAUGUCAUCCCGGUCCUGGCCCAGCUGCUCGAGCAGAGCUCGUCGACAAAGUACGCCUACCUCUGCCACCCAUGUGUGCAACACGUGUCAAAGCUCAAGCGCGAGGGAGGGUUUUGUGGGUACCGAAACAUCCAAAUGCUGGCGUCCUGGAUCAUCAAUACGAACUCGAAAGGUCACGAACACUUCAAAGGCGCCAUCCCUUCCAUCUUCCAGAUCCAGGAAUACAUAGAAACCGCAUGGGAUCGGGGAAUCAACGCGCAAGGUCGUGUUGAGACGGGCGGUAUUAGGGGGACUAGAAAAUACAUUGGCACGCCUGAGGCAUUGGCCGUGUUUGCUUUGCUGGGCAUUCCAUGCGAGUGCCGGGCGAUAGACCAUCGGGAGCCUGGCAAGUCGGAAGCACAGCUCAUGGAAUACGUCGAGGAGUACUUCCAGUCAGGGGUUGAGGAUCCAACGCAACGCAUCCGGAGGACGAAUCUGCCGCCACUUUACUUUCAGCAUGCCGGCCAUUCCAUGACCAUCAUCGGCCUGGAGAAACUCAAGAACGGCUCCAAGCAGCUGCUUGUGUUCGAUCCUUCCUUCCACGACUCCUCCUCCAUCCUACGUCUUGUUGGGAAGAAGUUUGUCCAUCCACUGCCGGAUCUGCCUUUGAAGCUCUACCGUCGGGGGAAUAGGUACCUUCGAGCGUACAGGGAGUUCGAGCUGCUACGCUUAGUCGCGAGCUAG